GCCCGAAAUCACUGUUGUCUUUCUUACUUGCACAACAAGACAAUAAAACAAAUAAAAAUGCCUCCAAGUCACAGUUAAUUCAUAAGGUCGGGUUGAACAAGUCAGCUAUGAUCACAGAUCUCAAAAAUUUUCCCUUCCAUCUGACUAUCUGAGUCAUGAAGAUUGAACCAUUGCCAACGUCUUUGAUGGAGAAGGGUGCUGCAAUUGCAUACUUUGAUACGGAUCAUCCAUUUGACACUACCAGCUUGACCCACACCUUGUCGAUUCCUCUCUCUCUCUCUCUCUCUCUCUCUCUCUCUGCUAGCACACAGUAGGCUCCUCUCUUUGUUACAUCACUCACAACAACAUCAUUACAGCUUUGAUCAGAGCUGCAAUAAGAGAGGCCGGUUCACUCAUAAUGAAACACUCAGGAGGGGUGCUUCGCCUUUCUGUCUGGCCUGGGACUGCAUUGCUAUAGCUUGAUUACUACAACCGGACAUCCAAUUCAACCCCACGAAUGCAGCGAGGAAUAACCCCAACAUCUCAGAGGGAUGGAAGGAAAGAGGAACGAAGACAGGCUAGUUCUUUCUUGAUUUCUUGUCAGUAUUUUAGAAACUCUGUAACAAGUACUCGUUCUUCUUCACUCUGAUCAUUACAUAGCCAAAAACCCAGAUGUAGCUUCCGCUUCUUCAGAAAAAAUGGAGGAAGUUGUGGCUUGACAACGAAAAUCCUUUAACUUCUUCGGGAAAAAAUGACAAGAUGGAGAUGAUAGAUAUAACAGAUGAAUCCGAAGAAGGCUGCUAUGAGUUUGUUUUGAACCUUACCAUCAACGAGGCCAAGAUCAUCAACAAUACCACCACCACCAGUUCCUCAUCAGUUGCUGCAUAUAACUGGAUACCUUACCAGAUUUACUAUGUGGUUGCCUGGAUUUCACCGGAAAAUAUUAUAGAGACUCCUCUUAAGGUUGCCGCUCCAAAUCCUUCAUGGGACUUGAGCUAUGACAUUCUAGUUGAUGAACCCAUCUCUAUUGCAUCCUUAAAGCUGGAAGUUGUAAGGGUUGGUUUCCAAGGUGAAAUUGGAACUUCGACAGGCCAGGUUGUCGUGGGUAGAGCUCAGAUCCCCUUAUCAAAAACCUUGAAAAAAAGAGUCCGAGGAUUUAUCGAUCUAGUGAAGUUUGAUGGAACUGAGUGUUGCUUCCAAGGAUCGAUUGAAGUCUACCUGGAACUGGAAAACAGAAGGCAGCCACGGUCGCCACCACCACCCAUGUAUAGGUCACUGCAGCUAGCAGAAACAGGUAUUGAGGGCAUUAGGGAAAUCAUUGAAAUUAUUGAGGAGCCUCAGGACUAUAUCCAAGGAGAUGAUAGGAUGAGAAGGAGAAGGGGAGGUCCAAAGAAUUGAACCAGCUUCUGCAAGUUCAUCGAUCAAUACCGUUUCUAAAAAUUCAAGAACAUGCAUGAGUUGGUUAAUUUGUUAACUUCAUUAAUUUCAGUUAUGUACUUAACUAUGCUGUUAUAUAGCUGCUAGAGUUAUUGUUAACUUCAUUAAUAAUUUCAGUUUUGUUUGUGCAUGCAUGAGUUAUCAUGACAUUAUUAAUAGUAUGUAGUACUUGAGGGAUUUGUUG
Messenger RNA from Macadamia integrifolia, 1600 nucleotides. RefSeq lists its product as uncharacterized. Bases 739 to 1377 code for a protein of 212 amino acids. Lineage: Eukaryota; Viridiplantae; Streptophyta; Magnoliopsida; Proteales; Proteaceae. The record is from RefSeq and is a predicted model, not a curated record. The transcript has 2 exons.